AUGCAGGGAAUGAGAGGCUCUACGCUGAGUCACUGGUGCAGGGAACCACGCUGGCUCAAUGAAAAAGACAUGCUGGCAUUUGUCUUGGUCUCUGGCUCGGUGUGGAUCCUGUUAGAGCUGAGUUCGACGCUGAUGGAGAGGAUGCAGUCUCAGGACCUGAUGACCGGCCUGGGCGUCCCCGAGGACUGGGGCCAGUGGGUUCGGUCUCUGCCAGCCUCAGCUCUGGUCGGGAUCGGGGCCCUCACCGCCGUGCUGGCCUACUGGCUCACCACCAGACCCAGACCCAUCAGCCCACCCUGCAGCCUCCAGCACCAGUCCGAGGAAGUCCCGAAUGAAGGAGGCGGGCGGAGAUCAAUGAUGGGAGACCGGACCAAUCUGCUCACACAUUAUCACGAUGAUGCUCGCACACUGUACGAGGUGUUCCAGAGAGGCCUCAACAUCGCCGGUGACGGCCCGUGCCUCGGCUCUCGGCUCCCGAACCAGCCGUACAAAUGGCUGUCGUACAGAGAGGUAAGUGUGCGGGCGGAGAACCUGGGAUCCGGGCUGCUGCACCAGGGCUGUGAGCCAAACCCAGACCAGUUCAUCGGAGUCUUCGCUCAGAACCGACCCGAGUGGUUCAUCUCAGAGUUGGCCUGUUACACUUACUCUAUGGUGGUGGUUCCUCUGUACGAUACACUGGGAGCAGACGCCAUCCGCUUCAUCAUCAACACAGCGGACAUCUCCACGGUGAUCUGCGACCGCUCGGACAAAGCGCUGGUUCUUCUGGAGAACGUGGAGCGGAGACAGACGCCGUGUUUGAAGAGAGUGAUUCUGAUGGACGCCUGUGACCAGGACCUGCAGCAGAGAGGGGACAAGUGUGGGGUCCACGUCCAGAGCCUGCUCCAGGUCGAGGCGCUGGGCAGAGAUCACUACAGGAAACCUUUGCCUCCUUCAGCAGACGAUCUCUCCAUAGUCUGCUUCACCAGCGGCACCACAGGAGACCCUAAAGGCGUCAUGCUCACUCAUGGGAACGUGGUCGCAGACUUCGGUGGAUUCCUCAAAGUCACUGAUAAAGUAAUUUUCCCAAAUCAGGACGACUGCCUCAUCUCCUUCCUGCCGCUGGCUCACAUGUUCGAGAGACUCAUCGAGUCUGUGGUGUACUGUCAUGGAGGGAGAAUCGGUUUCUAUCAGGGCGACAUCCGUCUUCUCUCUGACGACAUGAAGGCUCUGAGGCCGACCAUCUUCCCUGUGGUGCCGCGCCUCCUCAACCGCAUGUAUGACAAGAUCUUCAGUCAGGCCAACACACCGCUGAAGCGAUGGCUGCUCAACUUCGCUGCCAAAAGGAAAGAAGCAGAAGUGAGCAGAGGAGUGAUCCGCAGCGACAGCAUCUGGGACAAGGUCUUCUUCAGCAAAAUACAGGCGAGUCUGGGAGGUCGUCUGCGAAUGAUCAUCACCGGCGCGGCCCCCACCUCCCCCUCGGUCUUGGGCUUCCUCCGCGCUGCUCUGGGUUGCCAGGUUUAUGAGGCCUAUGGUCAGACCGAGUGCACAGCAGGAUGCACCUACACCACUCCGGGAGACUGGACCUCAGGUCACGUUGGUGCACCUCUGCCCUGUAACCUCAUCAAACUGGUGGAUGUCCCAGAGAAAAACUACUUUGCAUCAAAAGGAGAAGGAGAGGUGUGUGUGAAGGGCCCCAACGUGUUCAAAGGUUACCUCAAAGACCCAGUGAGGACCGCAGAGACUCUGGACCCAGACGGAUGGUUGCACACGGGGGACAUCGGCAAGUGGCUCCCGAAUGGGACCCUGAAGAUCAUCGACCGUAAGAAGCACAUCUUUAAACUGGCUCAGGGAGAGUACAUUUCCCCCGAGAAGAUCGAGAACAUCUACAUCCGCAGUGAGCCGGUCACACAGCUCUACGUGCACGGGGACAGUCUGCAGUCAUGUUUGGUUGGCAUCAUUGUCCCCGACCCAGAGUCCCUGCCAGAGUGGGCCAAGAAGAAGGGGCUGACGGGGUCCUACCUGGAGCUGUGUGCAAACCCGCUGCUGAAAAAGGCCAUUCAAGAGGAUCUGGUGCGACUGGGGAAAGCCAGUGGUCUCCACUCCUUCGAACAGGUGAAGGAGAUCCACAUCCACAAUGAGAUGUUCUCUGUCGCUAACGGGCUCCUGACCCCAACGCUGAAGGCCAAACGACCCGAGCUCCGAGAGUUUUUCAAAACGCAGAUUGAAGACUUGUACAGCAGCAUUUCCCUCUGA
Molecule: messenger RNA, 2232 nt
Organism: Knipowitschia caucasica
Lineage: Eukaryota; Metazoa; Chordata; Actinopteri; Gobiiformes; Gobiidae
Source: the annotation of a GenBank genome assembly